Osmerus eperlanus (European smelt) is the source of this 3936-nucleotide messenger RNA. It is a transcript of the gene ddx19b, whose product is annotated as DEAD-box helicase 19b. Gene Ontology annotation, molecular function: ATP binding; RNA binding; RNA helicase activity. The record is from RefSeq and is a predicted model, not a curated record. Gene Ontology annotation, biological process: poly(A)+ mRNA export from nucleus. Lineage: Eukaryota; Metazoa; Chordata; Actinopteri; Osmeriformes; Osmeridae. The transcript is spliced from 12 exons. Gene Ontology annotation, cellular component: nucleus; cytoplasmic stress granule. Bases 219 to 1685 code for a protein of 488 amino acids.
CCCAUCUUAUGUUGUAUCGUCUCUCCACCCGGAAGGCUGGUCGGUCGUACUGGGGCACUCGGAGCUGAAUUCGUCACGCCAUUGUACAAAUUAGUUUCUUUUACGGACUUUCGAAACUUAUAGCUAGUCUUCCUAGCGAGGUUAUCUGGUCGGCACCGAAGCGAAAACAGUUUUGGUGGAGAAAUUGAAGCAUUAGCACACUGAGAACAGCUGGCAUCAUGGCUACAGACUCUUGGGCCCUGGCGGUGGACGAGCAGGAAGCCGCGGCGGAAUCUAUUGGAACCCUGCAAAUCAGCGACAAGCCAGAAGAAAAUGGCACCUCAACCACAGCGACCUCACCAGAAGCAAGCAGCGCUGCGAAGCCAGACAGAGCCGAAGGAGACAAGACGGAGGAGGAUGAUAAAGAUGACAAGGCGGCCCAGUCGUUGUUGAAUAAAUUGAUACGCAGUAAUCUGGUCAACACAACCAAUCAGGUCGAAGUACUACAGAGGGAUCCUAAUUCUCCUCUCUACUCUGUCAAGUCAUUCGAGGAACUGAGACUCAAACCUCAGUUGCUGAAAGGUGUGUACGCCAUGGGUUUCAACCGGCCCUCCAAGAUCCAGGAGAACGCUUUACCCAUGAUGCUCGCUGAACCUCCUCAGAACCUGAUUGCCCAAUCCCAGUCUGGCACGGGCAAGACGGCUGCCUUCGUCCUGGCCAUGCUCAGUCACGUCGACCCCAACAACAAGUGGCCUCAGUGCCUGUGUGUGUCCCCCACCUAUGAGCUGGCUCUGCAGACUGGCAAGGUCAUCGAGCAGAUGGGGAAGUUCUACCCUGAGGUUCAGCUGGUCUACGCUAUCAGAGGCAACAAACUACAGAGAGGGGUCAAGCUGCAGGAGCAGGUCGUCAUAGGAACCCCCGGCACCAUGCUGGACUGGUGCCUCAAGUUCAAGUUCAUCGACCCCAAGAAGAUCAAGGUGUUUGUUCUGGACGAGGCUGACGUGAUGAUUGCCACACAGGGACACCAGGACCAGAGCAUCCGCAUCCAGAGGAUGCUGCCCAAGGUGUGCCAGAUGCUGCUGUUCUCGGCCACCUUCGAGGAGACGGUGUGGAACUUUGCCCAGCGGAUCGUCCCCGACCCCAACAUCAUCAAGCUGAAGCGCGAGGAGGAGACCCUGGACACCAUCAAGCAGUACUAUGUCCUCUGCAACAGCAAGGAGGAGAAGUUUGUGGCCCUCUGCAACAUCUACGGAGCCAUCACCAUCGCUCAGGCUAUGAUCUUCUGUCACACCAGGAAGACGGCCGGCUGGCUGGCGGGGGAGCUGUCCAGGGAGGGCCACCAGGUGGCGCUGCUCAGUGGAGAGAUGCAGGUGGAGCAGAGGGCCGCCGUCAUCGACCGCUUCCGUGACGGCAAGGAGAAGGUGCUGGUGACCACCAACGUCUGUGCCAGAGGUAUCGAUGUGGAGCAGGUUUCUGUGGUAAUCAACUUUGACCUGCCGGUGGACCGGGAUGGUAACCCAGACAACGAGACGUACCUGCACCGGAUUGGACGUACAGGCCGCUUUGGGAAAAGGGGGCUGGCCAUCAACAUGGUGGACAGCAAGUUCAGUAUGAACAUUCUUAACCGGAUCCAGGAUCACUUCAACAAGAAGAUCGAGAAACUGGACACAGACGAUCUGGAUGAAAUUGAGAAAAUCGCGAGUUAAAGUGGAAGUCUGCGACCACAACUUUUAGGUUACCCCCCCAGACUGGAGUGUUUUACUCUUUUAUUACUGGGAGACAACCGAAGCCACACACACAUGGACAUGUCCUCCUGUACUUCCUUGUUUAAUUGUUUUAAUCUCUGAAAUGUCUUUCACUCUUUGUGCUUCUUAAUAAAAUAUGUGCUCUUUAGUCCUGUUGUGUGUGCCUGAAGGAAAGGGUGUUAACAGUGAAGUACCUCCCGUUCUGCUCAUGUCUGUGGAGGUACUGAAAACAAUACAUUGCUUAAAAAACGAAACACAAUUUUAUCUCUCAAAAAGAGCAUUCCUUAAAUAUUUGCCUCAAGCAACAUUGAGUUUCUGUUGUUACCAGAGCUACAUAGAUGCUGAGGAGGUAAUUCAUUGUUUACAGAGAUGGACAUAUAAACAAAUGUAAUUCUUUAAAAAAUUAUAAUAAUAAUGAAAUGCCUAUAAUGGAAUUCAAAGUACAAAGAGUGAAAUAUGAUUGUUCAGAGAAUAUUUUUAUUUAAUUUUUUUAUGUACGGUUACUUUGACAUGGUUAUGGUUGGGUUUUAGGCUCUAUGCAAACUUGUAGCACUGUUUUAGUGUGCAGCGUACACAGUGGAAUGGGAAUGAGGCUAAAUUCAUUUUCAUUCAUUUCAUUCUGAAGUCAGGGAUUUUAGUCCAAAUGCGAAUACUUGGAUAGCAAAAUACAUUUUGAGGAUAUAUAGAUAAAUCCAGUGAUAAGUAGCCUAUUCAUCAUAUAUUUGAUCAAAGGUUUGGGCGUUUGGGAAUUCCAACCGUGGACCAUCUCAAUGUUUUAGCAGCUACACUUAAACUUCAUUAUGUUACUGCUUCUGUCCUGUUUUAUUUCAUGUUCAUAUCUGACGGUAUAAACUAGCCAGUGGUCUCAUCAGUCCUUUCACAAUCUUCUGGGUUAGUAUUUCAAAUUACGCACUUUGUCAACUUCAUUAGUGAGCAAGCUGUGGCUUUGUCCUCUGAAAAAACAGUCACUUGAAACAUAAUUUUGAGGUGCUCAAUUCAACCAAACCGAAUUCCUUCCUGAAGUGCAUGUUCUGAGACACUUGAAAUUUGGGCAGGUUUCGGAAAACGUGUACUGUUUUCUCUUUAAAGCCAAAUGCAGAUUUGACUCAAGGACAGUGGGUAUGCCAGAAUUAAUGUGUGUAUGGAUUCUUGGACGGAAUUGCCUGUACUUGUCACAUUAGACUUUAUUUUUUUGGUUUGGCCGAAUGAUUUUGCAUCACUGCUUAAAGUGCGGUGCCAUUCCUGACGCUAGGCACGCAAAUAAGCAGUUUAUCAUCUUGAUCACGGGUAAAUCUUAAAACAGCUAUUGUAGCUGAAGCUGAUUUUCAAAGUUCAUGACUUCUAAUUUGAUUGCUGUCAAACAAAGGGCAAUUAUUGAUAAACCAGAACUGUAUCCUACAAACCUCAUUUUCCUCCAACUGUCAUUGAAAAUGCAGUUGGAGUUUGUUCUAUUGACUGUUUUCUGGAAUGUUGUGUUGCGAGAAAGACGUGUAUGCACGUUUAUAUUGAAUGAGAAAACGCUGCCAAAUUUGUAAUCAUGAGCGAGAGUAUCGUGUUUCAUGUUGAGCAACAUGUAUCUAUAUUGUGCUGGGUCUUUGUUAACCCUCGUGCUGCCUUCGGGUCACAUGACCCAAAGGUUCAUAACGAACCAUCGUUGUGUUUACCCAAUUUUACCCAAUACAAAAACAAAUUAAAAUAAUUUUCUUUUAACCUUUGCAAUGUGGGGGGUCUGAGACAGCCUAGCUGUUAAAAGAAAAUGCUUCACUUUGUCUUUGUAUGCGGUAAAUCUGUCGCAAUACGAAGGUGGGUCACAAUGACUGAUGGGUCAGAAUGACCCGAAGAUAACACAAGGGUUAAAGCCAAGAGGCUUGAAUGUAGUUUGACUAGGAUGUUUGGAUGUACAGUUUUGAGUGCACUUUGUUGACCCUUACCACUUUUUCCAUUGAACACCGAGCAGCAGUCUAUGGUCCCAUACGCUCCACUUAGAACAAACUGUCUUUGUGUACUUGACACUAAAGUUACUUCAUUCUAAAGAAAUUGUUUUUAAGUGUAAAUAGACUUAGGUUUAAUAUCAAAGCUGAUGUAGGAAUUAUUAGAUGUCAGAUCUUAUAACACAAGUUGUGAGGACUAUGGUGUUAUGUAGCAUGACGACAAUCUGUUCUAAGUUGUUGUCAUGUGAAUGAUGUGUUGAAAUAAACUUUGUGGAUCUUCA